Messenger RNA from Parastagonospora nodorum SN15, 1240 nucleotides. RefSeq lists its product as hypothetical. Lineage: Eukaryota; Fungi; Ascomycota; Dothideomycetes; Pleosporales; Phaeosphaeriaceae. The transcript has a single exon. Gene Ontology annotation, molecular function: oxidoreductase activity. The coding region runs from base 63 to 1163 and encodes 366 amino acids. The record is from RefSeq and is a predicted model, not a curated record.
CGGACCGCGUCGAUCUGCCCAUGCGCGCCUUCGCUGGCAACUUCUACAACAACCUGAAGUCCAUGUACGACCAUCUCAAAGUUCCAUACCACUCCCAGCCAUUCCUCUUUCAGUUCGCGGGAGCGCGGGAGGAUUUGUCGAGUGCCGGCUCCUCUUACUUCGUCCAUGCCUCCAAUCUACAUCAGCGAGCGCCUCGACCACACGCUGUCGGAAUAAUACAAUACCUCCUGGAGGUCUUGUACCUGAUACUAUGCUACGCUUGGUUUUCGCUGUGCUGCUUCCUCGCAGUACCGCAUGCAGGCGAGACGUUGCGGCAAUAUCUGCGCAGGACGCGCACACCGAAGCGCUUCGUGACCUACUACCUUCUGCCACUCAUAUCGAGCGUUACGACGUGCCCCCAUGAGACGCUACUGGAUUCCCCAGCAAGCGAUAUGGUGGACUACAAAAGAAGAACACACGGCGCGCCACACUACACCGUGUCCGCAGGCGUCAAAGCUGUCCAAGAUCGCCUUAUUCGUGGCGUCGAAUACGAGCUAGGCGCAUUUGUAAAGUCCGUAGAGCCGCAAGAAAAGGGUGUGAAGGUAUCCUGGGAGAAGAGUGGUGGGCAAAUGCAAGUCGAGUACUUUGACCGCAUCAUUCUUGCAGUCGCUCCCGAUGUUGUCGGUCGGAUAUUCGCACCUCUACGACACCAUAUGUUCCAGAUGCCCACUGCGCUUGUGGAAAGUGUCGUGCACAACGAUCGUGCAGUACUGGACGAGCAGGAUUCCGUCCGAACGGCUGCAGGGAAGCAUGGUGCGCAGAUGAUCUAUCUUCGAACAACGACCAAGGAUGCUGUACGAUCCGAGUCACAUCAUGUGCAGCGCUGUGGAGUGAUUGUCACUACCUGCCCGUACAGUCCACUUGAUCCUGCUCUUGUCAUCCAUUCGGCGAAGUUCACUCGGGUCCUGAGAAGUCCACAGAGCCAACGCAUUGUCAACGCCAUCUUCAGCGAAAGCCAACAGGAUUCUAGUGACGAUAAAUCUGUACCGAGGUGGCGGAAUGGGGAAGAUAAUGUAUGGCUAGCAGGCGGGUGGUGUUGGGAUGGCAUGGUGCUGCUCGAGGGCUGUGUCGUAUCAGCGAUGCGUGUGGCCAACGCCUUUGGUGUUGAUAUUCCCUGGCAGUAAAAACAAGCUCGAAUGUAGCAACGUGGCCCGCUGAGAUACCCAAUGUAAUAGCGAUAAACGAAUUGAGGGUCACCAAA